Molecule: messenger RNA, 6283 nt
Organism: Labeo rohita (rohu)
Lineage: Eukaryota; Metazoa; Chordata; Actinopteri; Cypriniformes; Cyprinidae
Gene: gad2
Product: glutamate decarboxylase 2
Exons: 16
Coding region: 576-2327 (583 amino acids)
Biological process (GO): GABA shunt
Cellular component (GO): cytoplasm
Molecular function (GO): glutamate decarboxylase activity; pyridoxal phosphate binding
Source: RefSeq, a predicted model, not a curated record
AAACUAGUGUGUGUGGUCACGAUUAACGACGCAAAAUAGUUCGUCAUGACCCGAAUGGCGUCGGAAUUUCUCUGGUGACGUGAAGCGGAUUAUCUUCACUACUAGAAGCUUUUAUUACCACUAAAGUUGCAAGUUUGCACGUUGGAGAGCCCGCACAACGCAUUGCAAGAAGUGCUUUUUUAAAAAUGUACUGUGCAGUUUGCAGCUGAGGUAUGUGAAAGAGAAUGAGAGCUAUUGGAUGCCUGCGUCUCCAUCAGUGCCAGCGUUUCUCCAUGAGUUCAGUGACGGUCUACGGCUGCUCCAAAUCAUUGCGCACGGCGCACCAACUGAAUAUAGACGCGCAAUCUCGGCUGUUCUCCAUCUGAGGGCAUUAAACUCAUUUUAUGAGCACCUUAGCAAUUAAAGCACUUGAUUUGACGCGUCUGGACAGGUGUGACUGUAAAUACCUCGGAUUUUCGGUGCGUUGGGCAGGAUUCAGCACCACGGCUGCGGACAGCUCCAGUUCCCCCGUGACGCGCGUCUGGAUGGCUGCUGCUCGCGUUUCUCUGUCGCUGCUCUGAUCCGCUCUGUUCGCGAUGGCAUCACACGGGUUUUGGUUUCUGGGUGCUGAAAACGCGACGGGAAACGGCAGUCAAAGCCCGAACACUCCCAGAGCAUGGUGUCAGGCGGCGGCCCAGAAAUUCACCGGAGGCAUCGGCUCCAAAUUAUGUGCUCUGUUAAAUGUCGGGGAGGCUGAGAAAACAGCUCAAGCCCAAGUUAAAGCAGAAGAUGGGUCUACAGUCGAGAGUUGCGGCUGUAAUAAACCCUGUAACUGCCCCAAAGCCACCGUGUGCUUCUCUGAUCUCUAUUCAACAGAUCUUUUACCUGCACUGGAUGGGGACGCGAAGACUAUGAAUUUUCUGCAGGAGGUUGUGGAUAUAUUGCUGGCUUAUAUAGUGGAAUCUUUUGACAGGUCAACGAAAGUGAUUGAUUUUCACUAUCCAAAUGAAUUGCUCCAAAGGAAUAAUUGGGAGCUUUCGGACGAACCCGAGACUCUGGAUGAUAUUCUGAUCAGCUGUCGCGCCACGCUAAAAUACGCCAUAAAAACUGCACACCCCAGGUAUUUCAAUCAGCUCUCCACUGGGUUAGACAUGGUUGGCUUGGCUGCCGAUUGGCUAACGUCCACUGCCAACACCAAUAUGUUCACCUAUGAGGUGGCUCCAGUUUUCGUGCUGUUGGAAUACGUCACGCUGAAGAAGAUGAGGGAGAUCAUUGGCUGGCAGGACGGCCGCGGUGAUGGAAUAUUCUCCCCGGGUGGCGCCAUUUCCAACAUGUAUGCCAUGCUUCUGGCUCGCUACAAAAUGUUCCCUGAGGUGAAGGAGAAAGGAAUGUCGUCUGUACCAAGACUGGUGGCCUUCACAUCUGAACAUAGCCAUUUUUCAAUCAAGAAAGGAGCAGCCGCACUUGGAAUUGGUACAGAAAGUGUCAUCUGUAUUAAAGCUGAUGAAAGGGGUAAGAUGAUUCCUUCCGACCUUGAGAGGAGGAUUAUUGAAGCCAAGCAGAAGGGAUACGUGCCGUUCUUUGUCAGCGCCACGGCCGGCACCACAGUUUAUGGUGCCUUUGAUCCUCUGAUGGCUAUAGCGGACAUCUGUAAGAAGCAUGAUGUCUGGAUGCAUGUGGAUGGAGCUUGGGGCGGAAGUUUGCUCAUGUCCCGGAAACAUCGAUGGAAGCUGAAUGGAGUCGAGAGGGCCAAUUCUAUGACCUGGAACCCUCAUAAAAUGAUGGCUGUGCCCUUGCAGUGCUCUGCUUUGCUGGUUCGAGAGGAGGGUCUGAUGCAGAGCUGCAAUCAGAUGCAGGCCUGUUAUCUGUUCCAGCAGGACAAGCACUAUGAUCUGUCCUAUGACACAGGGGACAAGGCCCUGCAGUGCGGCCGCCAUGUGGACAUAUUCAAACUAUGGCUAAUGUGGAGGGCUAAGGGCACUAUUGGAUUUGAGGCUCAGAUUGACAAAUGUUUGGAGCUUUCGGAAUAUCUCUACAACAAGAUCAAGGACAGGGAAGGAUAUGAGAUGGUGUUUGAUGGAAAGCCUCAGCAUACCAAUGUGUGUUUCUGGUACCUUCCACCGGGCGUACGCUACCUGGAGGACAAAGUGGAGAAAAUGAAGCGUCUGCACAAGGUUGCCCCUGUAAUCAAAGCCAGAAUGAUGGAGUACGGAACGACCAUGGUGAGCUAUCAGCCACAGGGAGAUAAGGUCAACUUCUUCCGUAUGGUCAUCUCGAACCCAGCUGCUACCUUUGAAGACAUUGACUUCCUCAUUGAAGAGAUUGAGCGACUGGGACAGGAUCUUUAAAAACUUACAACACCAAAACCUGUUAUACACUUAUUGUGUCCCUGGAUGGAUCGAAUAUUUGUUGUGAAUGUAACGGUAAAUCUUUGAUUCCUCUUCUCCAAAGUCAUAUAAAGAUUUUAAAAAAAGACAAUAUGAAAAUAUCUAGAGUUUAGUAUUGUAGCGUUGUUGUGGGCUUCAUGGUCCAAAGCCCUGUAAAAGUGUUACCGUCUGCUUUUACUGUCUAUCUUAGUGUCUUUGACAUGACUUUGUUUGUUUACACGUGUUUAUUGAGAAUAUGAAGAGUUAUUUGCUUCUAUUCAGUGCAGGUCCUAAGUUUGAACAGUUAUUCAAAGUGCCAGAUUACAGAUGAUAUUAUAAUAGUAGAGACACAUAUUAACCAAAACCACUUCAUCGUAUCUAAAGCUUUUGUAUUCACAUACAAUGUACAACUUUUAUUGAUUUAACAAGAUACAGAAACAUAGGAAGAGUUUUUUAAAACAGUUUUGCCCAACUGUAUUAAGUGUGGACGUGAAGUUCGUACAUAGUUGAAACAAAUUAACGUAAGCGCAAAAACAAGCACAAAUAUAAUGUUGCGCUCUAAAAUGAUAUUGAUCUAUACAGUAGCAUAUCAUGUGCUACUGUACUUCUGAAAUUUGACAAUUAUAAUAAAGAAUGAGAUUAAAUUAAGGAUACUUGAUGAAUCCUGUUUGCAGGAUAAAAUGCUCUUUAAAAUGGGAAUUUCCCUUCCCCCUAAUAACAUGUGCAAUUAUAUAACAAUAUUCUUUAUUCGGAAAUUCAGAAUUUCCAACUUAAUACUUGGAAAAGUGCAAUAGAGCGACAUUUGGUGGUUGGUCUUUGAAACUCUUUAGGGAAAAACAGAGUAGGUUUAGGUCAAAUCUAAAAAGAAAUCAAAUAUUCCUUCUUUCAACAAUGUCCCCUAGAAAGAAACAAUAGCACAUCCAAACUAUAUACUGUAUUAAAAAAACAUGGGUUUAAAUGACAAAUUUAGUCUAUAUAUGUAGUAAAACACUUUCCAACAUUAUAGCAAUAGAUUUUUAAUUUACCGACCCAUUCAUGUACUUAUUUAGCUUUCUUAUACAAAACGAUAGAUAUUUCAGGGUAUUAACAGAGCUAAAUUUAAUGUUAUAUAUAAACUCCAAAAGGAAAAUAACACAUGAGCAUAAUUAGGGUUCUGCCCUAUGAUAGUAUGUAAAUAGACUUUUAAGAUGUUCUUGAUCAAGUACAUAUCUAUGUGAAUACAUCACUGUAUUGUAUAUAAGGCAGAGUCUAUUUGUGUGGUAAAUAAUAUUAUUUUCUCUAUUCAACAAAUAUUUAAUCUUAAAUGGUAGAUACAUUCUGCUUGUGUGUGCGUGUGUCAGAUGUGUUGAAUAUGAUGACUUAUGUAACCGCAAAGAUGAAGGAUCUGGCUUUAAAUCCACUUGAAGCCUCUGCAUUUUAACGUACUAACUCGAAAUGAUUAUUAUAGCAAAUUUCGGUGGUUAUGAGAGCCAUUUCUGAACCAAUGCUGGUUGUGUUUGUGCCCAAGUGAUAAACUUGACAUCCUGUGCCGAUUUGUAUUUUUGUGUGUUUGUAACUGUAUUGCCUUAGUAUUAAUUGCCAGUAUUGUCUAGUUCUCCUAAGAGGAGCUCGUGCACUUUAGCUUAUAUGUAUGAUGAUCUGUCCAAUGGAUGUUCUUAGUUUGAUGUUUUAAGAAACUGAGCGUUGUCUGAAUGUGUCCCAGCUUUGACGUCCAUUUGAGAUGAGAGUUGCUUAUAGCUGAGAUCCUUUGUAGUUUUGCUAAUGCUACGUUACUGCCUGCAUCCUUACAGAACGUAAUAGUCAACCCUGCUGAAAAACACAACUGAACCCUGCCGAAUUCGGUCUUAGUUGGUCUCCCAGACUGGGGUGCGUUUUCCAAAAGCAUCUUAGUUUGAACAUAGUUUGUUGGUACCAACAGUUUGGUGUUUCCCAAAUCCAUAUUUCCAACAAACAUUUGCAUCACAAAACUGUGUGAUCGAAACUACAGCUCUUAACCUGUGCAGUAGUAUAGUACAAUCUAUAGCUUUCAUUCCAUACAUACACAAAUUUCAUUCUACGUCUUUUUUUUUUGCAUACAUGCUUUCGUAUUAUGUAGAGAAACGUACGUGCAAAAGUAGCGAAGCAAUCCUUACAUGGCGUAUGCAUUAUUUACAGCAAUAAUGACAUUAAUUUGAUUUUAAACUGAUUAAUUACCAUAAACCUGCUUGACAUCAUUUACGACAGUUCUAAACCAAUGUGGUUCAAAAACAAAUGUGCUAUAACGUUUCUAUUUUUUCGUAAAACAGUCAUGGCUAGCUAGUUUCUACAACGGUUCAUCAUAUUAAGGUGGUUAAGCAGUGCGUUAUGUCAUUAUAUGGGAAACGCAUCCCUGGUCAGACUUGAAGACCAACUUAAACCAGCUAAUCUGGCUAGUUAUGAAAAUUAAUGCUGCCUUCACAUGCUCUCAGAAACUUCAUACUUCCCACUUGUGAAGUUAUAAUUACGACUUCAUCGUGUUUAGGUGCUUUGUUGUUGGAAAGAACAGGAAUCAUUCAUGAGUUCAUUCUUGCCAGUUUCUUUUGGAAAUCUUAUUAUAGCCAAAAUGUAUAGGAGGUAUUUAGUCAACAUCAAACAAGUUUUGAAUGGGAAUGUAGCAUUCCAUUUUUUGGUAACCGUAUAACCAUACGUACAUUCACUGCACUACAUAUUCAGCUAGCUGACGAUUCCUUAAUUUUGGUCAACUGAAUGGUAUUUUUGCUUUGCUCAGUACAUACAAAAUGCACAAAAUGGUUAUUUAUGUACACAGAUAUACAUGACAAAUAUCUCUCCUCCACCAUUUUUAAAAUUUUAUGGCCCGCCCAACUUGGAAACUGGGGUAUCAAAAUUAUCUCAGAGUUGUAAAUAUGACUUCAGAGGCCAUUCAUGUCCAAUGUCCGGUUUGGAAACACGUAUUAACAAUAAUUCCGUUAGCAUGUGACGCAGCAUAAACAUGGCUAAUUUUCAUAAGGGUAAAGCUGCUUUUUCAGCGUGGAAGGAAUGCUAAGUUUGUAAUUUUCGAGAUACAAGUGUUCUUUCUGUCCCUUUUUCAGGAUCGACAAGCUGUGUCACAUAGUUUGUGUAUUUUAAGCUUUGUAAUCAUGACAAACGCAUCGACAUCCUCACCGUGGUAGUCUUGGAACGCCCACCGUGCUGUCUUUCCCUGUUGCUGCUACAAACCUGCUCUCUUUGCACGUGCAUGAACGCCUUGCCUUCCGAGCUUGUGAAAUACAAUCCCAGAUAUUCACAUAUAUAUAUAUGUAUAUUUAGUGCAACCUGGUGUUAGUUUUAGUGGCAAUAUGGAUAGCUUAGCUUCAAAUAUAUAUAGUUCACUGUCGCUAGCUUGCUCACUCUGUGUUAGCAUUAUCCAACGUAUUUAUCUGCUAAGCAAGCAUGUUCUGUGUGGCUAGAAGUUGUAUGCUUUCGCGACCGUAUAUCUCUAUCUUUCUCUCUGUCUUUCGCUUUGGUUGUUUUCCGCAGCUUUAAUAUUAGCGUGUGUAGUUCCUUGGCAUGCCUCUAUAUAAGCAUAUUCAAAGUCUCGAUGUCUCUCUAUCGCACUCUUUUCUUCCUGUGUCUCUCUUUCUCUUGCUUUGCCCUGUAGCAGCUCUCAGACCUUUAAGAGCAGUGUUUCGCCUGCUGUUUCACGGCUACCCAUCAUGUCCAUCAGUUUGUCAUAUGAGGAACUCAUGUGUUGUCAUGAACCUGACCGAACAGGGUAACACCAUGUGACUGGGUGAAUUCAUGUUUUUUCUUUCUCACCCAACAUUGCUUGAAAGUAAACUGACUGUCUGUGGAACUGACGUUCAGAUGAAAGUUACCAACAAAUAGUGUGUUGAAAUUAUAUAGAGAGAGGCAGAUAACAGACCCUGCUGAAAUGUGUUUUACUUUCAUGGGAAACACCAAUAAAUGUUACUGCCAAACAA